AUGACCAUCGAAGUUGGACAGACCAUCCCCGACGCAGAGCUCGGCUACGUCCCGUACACGGACGAGCUCGAGGACCCGAGUGUCUGCGGUCUUCCCUCCAAGAUCCACACCCACAAGGACUGGAAGGGCAAGAAGGUCGUCAUCUUCGGCAUCCCAGGCUCCUUCACCAAGACUUGCUCGGAGAACCACCUACCUCCCUACGUCACCGCGUACGACCAGUUCAAGUCCAAGGGCGUCGACGCGAUCUACUGCAUCGCCACGAACGACAUGUUCGUUCAGUCCGCCUUCGGCCGCGUCCACAAGACGGGCGACAAAGUCAUCUGCAUCUCGGACGCCUCGAUGUCGUUCCUCCGCCCCGCCGGGCUCAUUCAGGACCUCUCGCACGUCGGCUUCGGCGAGCGCGCCAAGCGCUUCGCGCUCGUCGUCGACGAUCUCAAGGUCACGUAUGUUGGGGAGGAGACCGGACCGGGAGUUGGACCGUCGGGCGCCGAGGCGGUUUUGGCGAAGCUUUGA
Rhodotorula toruloides NP11 is the source of this 513-nucleotide messenger RNA. Its product is annotated as peroxiredoxin 5, atypical 2-Cys peroxiredoxin. Gene Ontology annotation, molecular function: thioredoxin peroxidase activity. Gene Ontology annotation, cellular component: cytoplasm; mitochondrion; peroxisome. The record is from RefSeq and is a predicted model, not a curated record. NCBI's taxonomy places the organism in Eukaryota, Fungi, Basidiomycota, Microbotryomycetes, Sporidiobolales, Sporidiobolaceae. The transcript is spliced from 6 exons. Gene Ontology annotation, biological process: cellular response to oxidative stress; hydrogen peroxide catabolic process; cell redox homeostasis. Bases 1 to 513 code for a protein of 170 amino acids.